AUAAUAAAUAGCGCUAGAGAUCCCCCCGUCUCGAUCGUCCUGGACGUUGCUCUUCCUUUCUCACUCUUGAACAAGCUGCUCGCUCAAAUUUUCCACUCGUUUUGGUUCACAUUCCAGACAUCAUUUUUGUUAGUAGUACAUAACUCACCACCUCCAAAAUGCACAAACUCGCCCUCGCCCUAGGACUCUUCCUGAGCCCCGUCGCUGCGGAGUACACCACCACCCUCCUCGUCCCCGGCCUCGACCUCGACCCCCAAGCCAUCGGCGGCUACGUCGGCAGCGUCAUCGCCACUGACGCCACAGCAACAACCUACGCCCUCUCCUGCCCGCUCGCCGUCGGCAACGCCUGCGGUGUCCCCGCCAGCCUGCUCAUAACCCAAGGCCCAUCAACACUGCACUACGCCUUCCCCACCGGCAGUGGCGACAUGACAGCGGACUGCAAGCUCACGGGCACGCAAGGCGUGUGUAGCGGCUCUAUCCUCGCGACGGGGGCGCAGCAUGGGGUGGUCACGGUGGGGUAUAAGAGUUUUGGGAUGUAUGAUGAGGUGGUGGUUACGAUCACGGGGGCGGCACCGGAGGCGACGGGGGAGGGGGGUGCUGGUGCUGCGACGGCGACGGGAACGGCGACGGGGGAGCCGGCGGGGAAGACGGCUGGUGGCUUAGGGAGCGGCGGCGGCGCCCGGGGGGAGGCGAGCAGUGCCACGGGUAGCUCAAGCAGCGCCGUCAGCUCGAAGGCCAGCACGGGGGGGAUGCCUAUGAUCACUGGGCAUGCGCAGUGGGUCAUUGGAGGGGCGGGUGCGGCGGUGGCGAUUGCUGCUAUGUAAGGAGGAUGGAAGGCGGGUUAAGAAGUGCUAGAGUAUCACAUUGAAAAUGAGGAAAUCCCUAUAAUGUUGUCUAGUCACCCCAUUCUCUAGACGCUGGCGUGGCGGGGGGUUGCUUGCUGUGCUUGGGGGAGAGGUUAGUAGGAUUGUUGUCUAAGAUAAGACGAGGAUUCUGAGGUGGUUCCUGAAUAGAAGCUAUUUUGUGAUAAUGUCCGUGGCCAAAUCGCCGCCG
Molecule: messenger RNA, 1053 nt
Organism: Pseudogymnoascus verrucosus
Lineage: Eukaryota; Fungi; Ascomycota; Leotiomycetes; Thelebolales; Thelebolaceae
Exons: 2
Coding region: 159-824 (221 amino acids)
Source: RefSeq, a predicted model, not a curated record